This is a messenger RNA of Actinia tenebrosa (Australian red waratah sea anemone), 1700 nucleotides long. Its product is annotated as protein CBFA2T1. Gene Ontology annotation, biological process: DNA-templated transcription; negative regulation of DNA-templated transcription. The record is from RefSeq and is a predicted model, not a curated record. Gene Ontology annotation, cellular component: nucleus. NCBI's taxonomy places the organism in Eukaryota, Metazoa, Cnidaria, Anthozoa, Actiniaria, Actiniidae. Gene Ontology annotation, molecular function: transcription corepressor activity.
GAACACAACUUCGAUGUCAGAACUACAAAGCUUUGGUUUGACUAUACCAAGGCGGUUGCAACAAGACAAGCAGGCUUUCGUUGGAGCUUUUGUAGUCGAACAUCAGGAUAAAUGAAAUUCAGAGCCGGGAUGAAUCACGCUAAAUAUAGCGAUCUGAGAGAGGCAAGCAUGCCAGAUUCCCCAACUGAUACAGCUGCACAUCCUCCAAAUGGACCCCCUGUGUCUUCACCAACGUCUAAUUCGUCAGCACCAAUAGUUGCUGAUGUACGGUCAAUAUCCAAUGCAACAUCUCCAGUAGUGAAUGGGAUCCAUUCAAGUCCUACUGGUCCAAUAUCACCUACAGGUAUUGGUAACUCCCUCAAUCAGCUUCCACCUGCAUGUGGUGCAAGGCAGUUAAGCAAACUGAAAAGGUUUCUCACUACUCUAAUGCAGUUUGGCUCAGAUAUAUCACCAGAGAUUGGUGAGCGUGUACGAGGACUUGUUAUGAACCUUGUGAACUCUACAAUAUCGAUAGAGGAAUUUCAUACCCAGCUACAAGAAGCCACCAACUUUCCACUCAGACCUUUUGUCAUACCCUUUCUCAAGGCUAAUCUUCCUCUGUUACAACGUGAACUACUACAAUGUGCACAAAUGGCCAAACAGACACCACAACAAUACCUUCAUCAGCAUGAACAGAUCCUACAUGAGAGAGAUGGACCACCAUUGGACACUGAUGAAUUAACUCCUUUAGAAGUCAGUGAAAGUGGCAAAAGAAAAGCACCCAGCGAGAGUAGAGAAAGGCCACAAGAUUUGCUAAAUCGACCCAAAGAAAAUGGUGUCCCUGAAUUAUCCAUGCCAACAACACCAACCUUCAUAAACCAGGUCAACUGCGUAUGGAGGAUCUCACAAUGCCAUUAGCUGGCAGUUCACGUGAAGCUGAAGCAACAGACACWAUCAACAUGUUAGAYGGUAAACAUGAUGCUAUGAUGGAUGACUGGAGGCAUGUUGACACGAUGCUACAGUGUAUAAUAGGCAUGGUAGAUAAGACAAAGAGAGCUGUGUCAGUUUUACAGCAAAGAUGUCAACAGGACCGAGAAGAGCUUCUGACAUGGGCAAGAAAAACAGCCGAUGAAACUGAGAUGGAAAUCAAACGACGAACAGGGGAACUGAUGGCAAAAACAAUCAAACAAACUGAAGAGCGCGUGUCGGAGGUUAAACGUCGGGCUGAAGAAGCUGUUAGUGAUGUGAAAAGACAAGCAGUAAUUGAGCUUCAGAAAGCCGUUCGAGCUGCCGAAGAGAAAGCAAAUGAAGCAGUUGCUGGUGCUCAUGUCAAGAUGGAAAAAGCUGUGUUAGAAGCACGACGUGCRGCCACUGAAGAAACUAUUGCCAACAGUAAUGUGCAAACAGAUUCUAACGAGAGCUGCUGGAAUUGUGGUCGCAAGGCUACAGAGACGUGUAGCGGCUGUAAUGUUGCUCGAUAUUGUGGCUCGUUUUGUCAACAUAAAGAUUGGGAAAAUCAUCAUCAUGUUUGUGGUCAGCAAGCAUCUGGUGGGAACAAUGAAAGCCCUUUAUCCAAUCCACACACAGCUACUACAGGAUCACCUAAAGAUUCCAGCAGAUCUAAUAGUCCCGCUGCUACUUCUAAGCUCUCUACUCCUACCACCUCUUCCGACCCUAUUACGUCACUUAGCGAUUACGUGAUGAAAACKCCUUCAACUUGA